AUGACAUUUGCUCCUUUGAAAAACGACCUUAUCCUCCGUGCUGCCAAGGGUGAAAAGGUCGAAAGACCACCUAUUUGGAUCAUGGUAUGUUUAUUUUUCUCAUCAAUUGCACGAUUUAUUGCUGUUGAAUUUUCACCUUCCACCAUCCCCAUACUAACACCCCAGAGACAAGCAGGUAGAUAUCUCCCAGAAUACCACAAAGCAAAGGGUAAUAGAGACUUCUUUGAGACUUGUCGUGAUGCUGAGAUUGCAGCUGAGAUCACCAUCCAGCCUGUCGACCACUUUGACGGUCUUAUUGACGCUGCCAUUAUUUUCAGUGAUAUUUUGGUGAUUCCCCAAGCUAUGGGCUUUGAAAUCGAGAUGGUGGAAGGUAAGGGUCCAGUUUUCGUGGACCCAUUGCGUAGCGCUGCCGACAUUUCCAGAGUUAACUUGAAACCAGACAUUUUGAAGCUGUUGGAUUGGGCUUUCAGGGCCAUCACCUUGACCAGAACCAAAUUAAACGGCAGAGUUCCACUUCUCGGUUUCUGUGGUGCUCCAUGGACCUUAUUGGUGUACAUGACCGAAGGCCAGGGAUCUAAGAUGUUCAGAUUCGUUAAGCAGUGGAUUUACGAGUAUACGAAAGAAUCGCAUGUGUUGUUGCAAGCCAUUACUGAUGCGUGUAUCGAGUUUUUGGCCCAACAGGUUGUAGCAGGUGCUCAAAUGUUGCAAGUCUUCGAGUCGUGGGCGGGUGAGUUGGGUCCUAACGAAUUUAAUGAGUUCUGUUUGCCAUAUUUGAGACAGAUUGCUUCCAAAUUGCCUCCAAGAUUGAAGGAGCUCGGAGUCACUGAUAAAAUCCCUCUCACUGUGUUUGCAAAGGGUGCCUGGUACGCAUUGGAUGACUUGUGUGAGUCGGGCUACGACUGUGUCUCCUUGGACUGGCUCUACAAGCCGGAAGAUGCCGUCAACGUAGUCAACGGUAGAAGAAUUACCUUGCAGGGUAACUUGGAUCCAGGUAUCAUGUAUGGCCUGGACGAGGUGAUCAGCCAAAAGGUGGAACAGAUGAUUAAGGGAUUUGGAGGUGGAAAGCAGAACUACAUUGUGAACUUUGGCCAUGGCACCCACCCAUUCAUGAAGCCUGAGAAAAUUGAGCACUUCUUGAAGGAAUGCCACCGGUUCGGCUCGCAAUAA
Molecule: messenger RNA, 1167 nt
Organism: Sungouiella intermedia
Lineage: Eukaryota; Fungi; Ascomycota; Pichiomycetes; Serinales; Metschnikowiaceae
Source: the annotation of a GenBank genome assembly